GGCAUGUCGCUAUGGCAACAGGUGGCUAGUUGUUGCCAAAGAGAAACAGAUUUUGAGAGUUGUGCGUUUAGAGCGUUUUAAAAAGUUUUAUUCUCGCCAAAAUGAUUCCUCCAAACGCAUCGCUUGUCAAAUACGAUAACCCGGCGUUAGUGAGCAGAAAUACUGAUAAAAAAUCACCGCGGUCCCGGCCAUUGAAAGUUAGCCAGAAACAAGAUGUGAAUGGAAGCAGUCCUAUACCACCUCCUCCCAAGACAACAAAAAUAACAGCUAAUGAUGUUCAAAGCAAGAAUCAGCAAACAGAGGAGAUCCUCAAUUCCAUUUUACCACCAAGAGAAUGGACAGAAAAUGGCCAGCUGUGGGUUCAACAAGUAUCAAGCACACCUGCAACAAGACUUGAUGUUGUGAAUUUACAGGAACAAUUGGACAUGCGCCUUCAGCAAAGACAAGCAAGGGAGACUGGUAUUUGUCCUGUGAGAAGAGAACUGUACUCUCAAUGCUUUGAUGAACUAAUUCGUCAGGUCACAAUUAACUGCGCUGAGCGAGGAUUACUUCUCCUAAGAGUACGAGAUGAAAUACGAAUGACAAUUGCAGCUUAUCAAACCCUUUAUGAAAGCAGUGUUGCUUUUGGCAUGCGAAAGGCUUUACAGGCAGAACAAGGGAAGGCUGAUAUGGAACAGAAGAUUGAAGAGCUGGACAACGACAAGAAAGAGUUGGAAAGGCAAGUGAACGAGCUGAAAGCGAAGUGCGAUGCGAUUGAAAAGCGCGAAGCUGAACGUCGUACCAUUGAAGAAAAGAAACACGCUGAGGAAAUUCAGUUCCUGAAACGGACUAAUCAGCAGUUGAAGACCCAACUUGAAGGAAUCAUUGCGCCAACCAAGAAAUAGAACAUCAUUUUGGAAAAAAAGACUUGAACAUUGUAAGAAAUGUAUGAUAUAAUGGUUCAAACCUAAAAUUUGUUUACUUUCGGAUAUCAUUCGUUGUUCAUGUAUUAUAUUAACAUAAUCGU
Dendronephthya gigantea is the source of this 1006-nucleotide messenger RNA. RefSeq names its product 33 kDa inner dynein arm light chain, axonemal-like. Gene Ontology annotation, cellular component: axoneme; filopodium. The record is from RefSeq and is a predicted model, not a curated record. The transcript is spliced from 9 exons. Lineage: Eukaryota; Metazoa; Cnidaria; Anthozoa; Malacalcyonacea; Nephtheidae. Gene Ontology annotation, molecular function: dynein heavy chain binding. Bases 102 to 884 code for a protein of 260 amino acids.